This is a messenger RNA of Cajanus cajan (pigeon pea), 6375 nucleotides long. Its product is annotated as embryo defective 3012. The record is from RefSeq and is a predicted model, not a curated record. NCBI's taxonomy places the organism in Eukaryota, Viridiplantae, Streptophyta, Magnoliopsida, Fabales, Fabaceae.
GUUUCUUUUUUGGCCAAAAAAAAAAGUCUGACAUUACUUUCCACCUAAGAGUCAUCGCGCGAGUGCUUCUCCGCUUCCCCAAAACCCUAAACCCUCCAAGCCCUCACCAACGCAACUUCUUCAACUCUUCCUUUCACUCUUUUCAAUGCAAAAUUCCUGAGGAGUGUGAAUGAUCUGAUUCUAGCGAGAUGGUGAACCUGGCCUUGUUACUGCUGAGUUGUGCGGUGGCGGUGGCGGUGGCGGUGACGGUGGCGGCGCCGUCUCACGCUGCUUCUGGCCCUCACAUUGCCGACGUUAACUUACUCUUGCCGCCGAAAAUGACGUUCCCUGUCGAUUACAGGCUUCAAGGAAGUGACGGCUGCUUCCAAUGGUCAUGGGAUCAUCAUGAUAUUCUGUCUGUUGUGCCUGAGUAUAAUUCAAGCAGCAAGUGCUCGACUAGUGCAAGGCUGCAGUCCAUUGCCCCUUAUAGUGGUCGGAAGGAAACUGCUGUUUAUGCUGCGGAUUUACAAACUGGGAUUGUGAUUCGUUGCAAAGUCUUCAUUGACAACAUAUCAAGAAUACAAAUAUUUCAUAAUUCAAUUAAGCUUGAUUUAGAGGGGCUUUCCACGCUGCGUGUCCGUGCCUUUGAUAGUGAAGAAAAUGUAUUUUCCUCAUUAGUUGGCUUACAGUUUAUGUGGAACCUUAUGCCUGAAGCCAAUGGAUUACCUCAUCACCUUGUUAAUGUUCCACUAAAGGAUUCUCCCCUUAGUGAUUGUGGAGGACUAUGUGGUGACUUAGAUAUACAAAUAAAACUUGAAGACAGUGGUGUAUUUUCAGAUCUGUUUGUAGUAAAAGGAGUUGAGAUUGGUCAUGAGAUUGUGUCAGUGAAUUUGCUUGAGCCACAGUUAAAGACUUUGGCUGAUGAGAUCGUUCUUACUGUUGCUGAAGCUAUGUCACUUGAUCCUCCCUCACCAGUUUUUGUCCUCGUUGGUGCAGUCAUUCCCUACACCCUUAAAGUCAUCCGGGGAAAUGUUCCUCAAGUGGUCACCUUACCCUCACCACAUCACCAAUGGUCUGUCUCAAAUGUGUCGGUUGCUCAGGUUGACUCAAAAACGGGGUUAGCAUAUGCAUGGAACUUGGGGAUGACUGCUGUUAUCGUUGAAGAUACUAGGAUUGCUGGCCAUGUACAAGUGUCUUCACUAAAUGUGGUCCUACCAAGUUCUUUAUAUUUAUAUAUAUCACCCUUAUCUAGUUCUGGUGAUCCAGUGGAAGGAAUCAAAUCUAUUCCUCUAAUGACCCGUUGGUAUGUUGUAUCUGGCCAUCAAUAUCUUAUCCAGAUAAAGGUUUUUGCACAUGAUCAUGAUGCACAAGAGAUUUAUAUUACAGAGAAUGACGAUGUUAUGGUUUAUGAUAAUGCCUCUGAUCACUUGAGAACAUUUGGGGUUUCAAAUGAUAUUGCUGUAAAACAUGGCUGGCGGAAUUCUAAAAUCUUGAAGGCUUAUUCACCAGGACUUGGAAAAUUGACAGCUUCUCUGAGCUAUCCUAGUGGGGCUGAUGACAAGAAGGAGAUUAUCAAAGCUAUGCAAGAAGUCAUGGUUUGUGAUAAAGUGAAGUUCACCUUAGGCAAUGAAAGUGAAAUCAUCUUACUGCCCUGGUCUCCAGGUGUUUAUCAGGAGGCGGAGUUAAAGGCUGUAGGAGGUUGUGCGAAAUCAGUGAGUGACUACAAAUGGCUGUCUUCAGACACAUCUACUGUAUCUGUAUCAGAUUUUGGUAUUGUCCAGGCAAAAAAACCUGGUAAAGCUACUAUCAAAGUGUUAUCUGUAUAUGAUUCUCUAAAUUAUGAUGAGGUCCUUGUUGAAGUCUCCACUCCAUCUUCUAUGGUUAUGCUUCACAAUUUUCCCGUAGAAACUGUUGUUGGAUCACAUCUUCAAGCUGCUGUGACAAUGAAAGCAGUGAAUGGUGCCUUUUUCUAUAGAUGCGAUGCUUUUAAUUCUUUGAUAAAGUGGAAAGCUGGAAGUGAGUCUUUUAUCAUUGUCAAUGCAACUCAGGAGUUGUUAUACUUGGAAACAGUGCCAAAUACCCAGCUCCAUCCAUCAGUUGGUGGCUCUCCCUGUUCAUGGACAUAUGUAUAUGCUUCUAAUGCUGGUCAAGCUGUGAUCCAUGCCAUAUUUUCUAAAGAAGAUCACCGCUACAGUCAUGGUCCUGUUGUAUUAAAAGCAUCUUUAUGUAUUGCCGCAUACCUACCCCUUGUUGUGCGUCAGGCAGGUGAUGGAAACCAAUUUGGUGGUUACUGGCUUGAUUUGGCUCAAGCAGAAAGUAACAAGCAGUCACAUAGCUUAGAGGAGUUAUAUCUUGUCCCUGGCACAAGUUUAGACAUAUUACUUGUUGGUGGACCUGAAAGGUGGGAUAAAGGUGUUGAAUUCAUUGAAACUGUAGAAGUUUUGAAUGAAGGGAAUGCUCUGGCUGAAGAUGGAGUUCUUGUGCAUCGAGUGUCUGGAAGCUAUAGGAAUUUGUAUGGAGUUUUAUGUCAAACACUGGGAACAUUUAAACUUCUUUUUAAACGUGGAAAUUUGGUUGGGGAUGACCAUCCUCUGCCUUCAUUAGCUGAAUUUUGGCUUUCAGUGACAUGUAGCAUUCCUUCUUCUAUUGUCCUUAUAGCUGAUGAACCAGUGAAUGAACGCAGAAUUAUUAAAGCAGCAGUUCAAGCUGAACGUCGUUCAGGGAGACUUCGUGAUACCCCUGUUAUUGUGGCAAAUGGGCGCUCUAUUCGUAUAUCUGCGGUUGGUAUCAGUGAUUCAGGAGAAGCUUAUGCAAAUUCAUCUUCUCUCAGUUUGAGGUGGGAACUUGGUGGUUCUGAGGGACUGGCAUAUUGGGAUUAUGCUUUUGAUAUGGUGAAGUCUAACAGUUGGGAGAGAUUUCUGGUCUUGCGGAAUGAAUCAGGAUUGUGCACUGUUCGUGCUACAGUUACUGACUUUGCAAGCUUGGGAGAUGAUACAUGUCAUCUGUUUACUAAAACUGAAAAUGUUCUGACAGAUGCAAUUCAUUUACAGCUUGUUUCUACCCUAAGAGUUGAUCCAGAGUUCAACUUGAUAUAUUUCAAUCCUAAUGCAAAGGUAAAUUUGUCAAUUAUUGGUGGGAGCUGUUUCUUGGAAGCUGUUACAAAUGAUUCUCAAGUUGUAGAAGUUAUUCAACCACCACUGGGAUUAGAAUGCCGACAACUGAUUUUAUCCCCUAAAGGAUUAGGGAUAGCUAAUCUAACGUUAUAUGACAUUGGUCUAUCUCCUCCUCAGAGAGCUUCUGCACUCGUUCAAGUUGCAGAUAUUGAGUGGAUCAAGAUAUUGUCGGGAGAAGAGAUUAGCCUGAUGGAAGGAAGCUUGCAAACUAUUGACUUAUUGGCUGGUACUAAUGGUGGAAGUAGUUUUCAUGCUUCUCAGUUUGUUUACAUGAAUCUUCAUGUACUUGUUGAGGAUAGUAUAAUUGAGCUGGUGGAUACGGAUGAUUUCUCGAGUCUUGUUGGUGGAUAUGUUAGUGCACCAAGUUUUAGAAUAAAGGGGAGAAAUCUUGGAAUUACAACCCUUUAUGUUAGGGCUGUACAACAUUUGGGACAUGAAAUUCAAAGUCAAGCUAUUAAGGUGGAAGUUUACGCAGCCCCAAGAAUACAUCCUCAUGAUAUUUUCCUACUACCUGGUGCAUCAUAUGUGCUUACCAUGGAAGGAGGCCCAACUCUUGGUGUUCAUGUUGAGUAUGAAAUUGAAAAUGAUAAAAUUGCAAGUAUUGAUAGAUAUUCUGGACGACUCUCAGCAAGUUCUAUUGGGAACACUACAAUUAUUGCUAGCGUCUUUGUAAAUGGUAAUACUGUGAUUUGUGAAGCACGGAGUAUUUUAAGGGUUGGAGUUCCGUCUACAGUCACAUUAUAUGCACAGAGUGAACAACUUGGGGUUGGCCUCAAAUUGCCAAUUUAUCCGUUAUUUCCUGAGGGAACUUUGUUUUCUUUCUAUGAGCUAUGUAAAAAUUACCAGUGGACUAUUGAAGAUGAAAAGGUAUUGAGCUUCAAGGUGGCAGAUACAUUGCAUGGGGAAAGUAUCAAUACUGCUUCAGCCGGAAGUCAAGUUAAUGAUUAUUUUGAUGAGAAUGAUAUUGGUUUUAUUAACGUCUUGUAUGGAAGAUCUGCUGGCAAGACCAAUGUUGCUGUGUCUUUCUCGUGUGAACUUUCAACUUCUGGGUCAAGGACACAAUCAAGGUUUUACAAUUCUUCUUUAUCAGUAACAGUGAUUCCUGAUCUUCCGCUGGCUUUGGGAGUCCCCAUCACCUGGAUUCUUCCUCCAUAUUAUACAAUGACAAGUCCUCUGCCAUCAUCAUCAUCAUCAGAAUCCUAUUCACAAUAUGAUAGUCGGAAUCGUAGAGGAACCAUCAGUUAUUCUUUAUUGAGAAGUUUGGAGAAAAAUGAAGCUCUGCAAAAAGAGGCCAUAUUCAUUGAUGGGGAUAGAAUUAAAACAACCAAAAGUAAUAAUCUUGCUUGUAUUCAAGCUAAAGAUCGUACAACAGGAAGAACAGAGAUUGCUUCCUGUGUCAAGGUUGCUGAGGUGACUCAAAUUAGAAUAGCCAGUAAGGAGGCUCUGCUCAAUGUAAUUAACCUUGCUGUUGGUGCAGAACUUGAUCUUCCAACAAAAUUUUAUGAUGCUAUAGGAAAUCCUUUUCAUGAAGCAUACAAUGCAGUGCCUUUUUAUGCUGAAACUAACUACCCUGAUGUUCUCUUCUUAAACAAAACAGCUGAUGGAAAAGGGAAUGUCCAUAUCAAGGCAAUUCGGCACGGUAAAGCUCUUGUGCGUAUAACAAUUAGUGAAGGCCUGAAAAAAUCAGAUUACUUGCUGAUUAGAGUGGGUGCUCAUAUACAUCCUCAAAAUCCAGUUCUUCAUGUAGGAAGUCCUCUUAACCUAAGCGUUAAAGGUUUGAGUGAUACAGUUUCUGGACAGUGGUUUACCACAAAUGGAAGUAUAAUCUGGGUUGAUACAUUAUCUGGGAUGGCCAAAGCUAUUGGGGAAGGUUCAGCCCAAGUAUCUUUCCAUUACGGAAGAUCAAAACUGCAAACAACAAUUACAGUGUUGAAAGGAAAUUAUUUUUCCGUGGAAGCUCCAAAAGAGAUGUUAACUAAUGUUCCAUACCCCUCAAAAGGAUACAAUUUCUCCGUGAAAUUCAGUAAUUCCUACAGUGAAAUCCUUGGUGCACCGGGAGGAAACAAGAGAAUUUUAUUCAAUUGUAGAGUAGAUCCGCCAUAUGUGGGGUACGUGAAGCCAUGGCUGGAUCUGGACUCUGGCAACUCAUAUUGCUUAUUUUUCCCUUACUCUCCAGAGCAUUUGGUGCACUCAGUACAUAAGAUAGAAGGCAUGAGGCCCGAUGUAUCACUCACCAUUUCAGCUUCUCUUGAGGAACAGGAACAUGUUUCUGGAUCUGCUUCAGCACUUUUUAUUGGAGGAUUUUCUAUAAUGGAGAAUUCAAUGCAGCUGAAUCUGACACCAGGAUCUAACAAAACUUGCAUUACCAUCUUGGGAAAUACAGAUGUUGAAAUUCACUGGCAUCACCGAGAUUUGAUUAUGAUCAGUCUCAUCCAUAAAGAAGAUAUUGGCAUUCGAGGGUUUGCACAGUAUGAGGUCAAACUGCUGAAAGCGAAGAGGUUCAAAGACAGAAUCAUCAUCACACUCCCUGCUAAUGGCCAGAGUGCAGAAAUUGACAUCAACCAUGAACCUGAGGAAACAGCACCAUCCAGCUUAACCAUAAACAGAGCCUUCUGGGCUAGCAUCCUGGGGUGCUUUCUGCUGUUGAUUUUAUCAGUCGCCAUCUUCACACGUUUCUUGGACAGACCAGAGAGAUCUCAGCAAACAAGUUCUUCAGUUGCUACAACUACAAGCAUUGCAGCGCCUACAACUCCUGAUAGAAGCACCCCAUCUGUUGUAAAUGACAUGUCUCCCCGAACACCUCAACCAUUUGUAGACUAUGUGAGAAGAACCAUUGAUGAAACUCCAUAUUAUAAGCGAGAAGGGAGGAGAAGGAUUAAUCCACAGAACACAUAUUAGACUUGUGGCUUAUCACUGGAACAAUGAUUCAUACCUAUCACUGCUCUCACUUUCCAGGCUGACACGAACAAGGUCCUCACUUGCAAUAACUAAUGUAUGAUUUUCAAACUUACAAUUUGGUUAACUAUGUCUAGUUGUGUAAAUUUAGAAAUGUAUGCUAUCAUUCUUUCAUGAUCACGUUAAAUAUUUAUCUCCUCAUUAGGUUAGUGCAGUAGUUGCAUUACCAUUAGUGCAAUUUAAAUUGUGAUUUAACUUGUGAAAUCUGCUAAAGGUUGUUAAUUCCCAAAGUUUUAUCUAAAGGAUGCUGCUACAACAUUGUCUCGUG